This is a messenger RNA of Eucalyptus grandis, 1927 nucleotides long. RefSeq lists its product as uncharacterized. The transcript has a single exon. NCBI's taxonomy places the organism in Eukaryota, Viridiplantae, Streptophyta, Magnoliopsida, Myrtales, Myrtaceae. The record is from RefSeq and is a predicted model, not a curated record. The coding region runs from base 337 to 1491 and encodes 384 amino acids.
CAACAUCAUCAUCAUCUCUCUCUCUCUCUCUCUCUCCUCUCUUUCUCUCUCUUCUGCGUAAAGGUUGAAUCUUUCCUCUUUCAAGCAAUAAGAGAGGCGAACGCCCUCCCAUUCCCAUCCCCUCCUUCGAUUCUCUCUCUCUUUCUCUUUCUCUCUCUCUCUCUCUCUGAGCUUGAUCUCUGCUUUUCGCCCUAAUUUCGGACGAACCCAUCUGAUCGCGCCACCUGAAUCCGUCGCGACGUCGCCGUGUCUUCUUCUUCUUCUUCUUCCGGGAAUCGCGUUCGAUUCGAUUUGAUGCGGUUCUCGAGGCCUUACAUGUGAGAGAGGGAGAGGAGAAUGCACACGCCGGAUUACCAGGGCUCCCACGCCGGCCGCUCCGUCCUCAGCCUCCGCCGCGACCAGGCCGCCCCCGCCAUGGACCCCCACCACCGCGACGCCGCCGCCGCCGCCCCGGAGCUCGAGCUCGAGGCCUUCCAGAGGCAGGUCGCCGAUCGCUUGGUCGACCUCUCCUCCGCCUCCGCCGACGAGCUGCUCUCCCUCGCCUGGGUCCGGAAGCUCCUCGACGCCUUCCUCUGCUGCCAGGAGGAGUUCGGGGCCAUCCUCUCUAACAACAAGGCUAAUGUCGCGAGAUCGCCGGCCGCGGAGCGCCUGCUGGCCGAGUUCCACGAGAGGAGCGUGAAGGCGCUCGACGUCUGCAAUGCCGUAAGGGACGGGAUUGAGCAGAUCAGGCAGUGGCAGAAGCUGCUGGAGAUCGUGAUGUGCGCUCUGGGGAAUCGGAGGAGCCUGGGGGAGGGCCAGUUCCGCCGCGCGAAGAAGGCCCUCAUCGAUCUGGCCAUCGCGAUGCUCGACGAGAAGGACUCCAGCACGACCAUAGGGCAUAGGAAUCGGUCCUUCGGCCGGAACAACGCUUCGAGGGAUCCCCGCUCGAUCGGCCAUUUCCGAUCCCUCUCUUGGAGUGUCUCCCGGUCCUGGUCUGCCGCGAAGCAGAUUCAGGCGAUUGGGAACAAUUUGAAUGCCCCCAGGGGGAACGAGAUCGCGGCCACGAACGGGCUCGCCGUUCCCAUUUUCACGAUGGGUAUGGUUCUGUUGUUUGUAAUGUGGGCUCUCGUGGCUGCGAUUCCGUGCCAGGAUCGCGGUCUGCAGGUCCAUUUCUCGGUCCCGAGGCAGUUCAUUUGGGCUGCGCCGAUACUUUCGCUCCACGAUAGGAUUAUGGAAGAGUGGAAGAAGCGGGAGAGAAAGAAUGCUUGUGGGCUGAUGAGGGAAAUUUAUCAGAUUGAGAAGUGCUCGAGGGUGAUGAGCGAAAUGGUGGAUUCUGUUAAUUUCCCGUUGACGGAAGAGAAAGAAGCCGAGGUGAGGCAAAGAGUGCAGGAGUUGGGGCAGGUGUUUGAGGUGGUGAAUGAGGGGUUGGAUCCUUUGGAACGCCAAGUGAGAGAGGUCUUUCACCGGAUUGUGAGGAGCCGAACUGAGGGAGGUUCCGGCAGCUCUACUUAAAGUUCUUCACAACUCGGUGCUUGUAAUUUGCUGCUGGGAAGGAUUUGCCUUAAUAGAUUCAUCAAGUUUAUGGAAGAGGAAGAAAUGCAGUGAGGAGAGUAUGAUCAGGAUCAUGUACAAAAUGGGGAAAAAAAAGGUAUAAGGAGGCUAUUUGUACUUAUCAAUGGAUAUAUUUGUGUCAGUAGAACGAUUUAGGAUCCAAAAAUUGGAGCCCUUAGGUUCCAUUUGCCGCUCUUCAGCUUCUGUUGGAUUAUUAAAUCAAAUUUUCUAAGUGUAUUGCAAUCCCACACCGUCUAGUUCUCCGUUCCAGUUUCGUAAUGUGCUGGGGUACGUUUUACAUUCUAUUUGGCUGUUGGAUGUUCAAUCUAUUUCUGGGUUGCAGGGCAGUGGCCGGUAAUGUUGAGUAUAACAGCUUGGUCUUAACUUUUCACAAUGA